AUGGACCACAAACGUGUUUUCACCGUCCUGACACUGCUAUUCAGUCUCUCAAAGGCAUACCCUGUGACGGUAAGUCCUUAAUCAAUCAACAGUCGCUCAGUUUCUGCAUCACUCAUGUAUCCGGAUAACGUGGACUUAACCAGGAGGAUUCUGGAGGCAAACAACGCAUCCAGUCAGAUGCUGGUGGAAGGAGACCUGCUCAUCACAAACACCAAGAACGCCAUGAUUUGCUAUAUGAACGUCUGCUUGUGGCCGAAAUCUGCAAAUGGACUCGUUCAAGUGCCUUACGUGAUCAGCAGUGCUUUUUCCUCCUCUGAUAUACAGGUGAUACAAUCUGCUAUAAAUACAUUCAACUCUAAAACCUGCAUUCGAUUCAUCCCUUGGACGUCUCAGUCAGACUACCUCAGCAUCGAGAACUUGUAUGGAUGUUAUUCCUCUAUUGGUAAAAUUGGAGGCAAGCAGGUGGUCUCUCUCAUGGAGAGCAGCUGCCUUAUUGGUGGAAUUGUUCAGCACGAGCUUAACCACGCUCUGGGUUUCUAUCACGAGCACGUGAGAAGUGACCGUGACCGGCACGUCAGGAUCAACUGGAAAUACGUUGACCCAAAUGAGACCUUCAACUUUGAUAAACAAAACACCACUAAUGAAAUGACUGCAUAUGACUACGGCUCUGUCAUGCAUUAUGCAAGGACUGCUUUCACAAUUCAGCCCGGAAUGGAUACUAUCACUCCAAUCCCAGAUGAAACUGUGCAAAUUGGACAGAGGAAUGGACUGUCUCAGUCUGAUAUUCUGAGGAUCAACAAGCUCUAUGGCUGCUGUGAGUAG
Molecule: messenger RNA, 822 nt
Organism: Brienomyrus brachyistius
Lineage: Eukaryota; Metazoa; Chordata; Actinopteri; Osteoglossiformes; Mormyridae
Product: hatching enzyme 1.2-like
Exons: 7
Biological process (GO): proteolysis
Molecular function (GO): zinc ion binding; metalloendopeptidase activity
Source: RefSeq, a predicted model, not a curated record